Molecule: messenger RNA, 1077 nt
Organism: Artibeus jamaicensis (Jamaican fruit-eating bat)
Lineage: Eukaryota; Metazoa; Chordata; Mammalia; Chiroptera; Phyllostomidae
Product: mucin-16-like
Exons: 3
Coding region: 49-1077 (342 amino acids)
Source: RefSeq, a predicted model, not a curated record
UCAUCUGGUCCAUUUUGUGGAACAGAACCAGUCCUUGGGGAUACUUCUAUGUCCACCAUUGCAAGGACCCUGCCUUCAUCAGCUUCAACAUCAUUCCCCUUUUCAACCUUCACUACCACUGGCUCUUCUACUGGCCCAGCCCCCCAUGGGAUUACUUCCUCACCAACCCCUCCACGUGCCGUAGAUGCCACCCAUGAGGCAAAGAUAAGCACUGCUGCUGGACCCAUGGUUAUGGUCAGUAGUCAGGAAACUUGGACCCCAUCAGUCAGGACAUCUUUAUCGCCCAUCAUGGAUACCAGAAUAACCCAGAACAUGGACUUGGGAACAGUGACAAAUGCUUCUCAAGUGUCUCCACACCCAACGCAGUUGACGAGACUACCCACAGGAGGGACAGAGAGAACACACACCACCACCAGAGCAACUUCAGCCACCAGAGUGUCUGCUCCUACUUUGGAAAUGCUGACUGUCCACAGGACAUCGGGUAAGACAGCCAACACCAGCACAACAGGACUGGUCAUUGCAACUGCAUUUGUCUCCCCCAAUGAUCUAGAGAGGACCGCCUCCUCGGUCACCAGCUCGGAAGCACAGACCAGCAGAACAGUGGUAUACAGGACAACCCCAUCCAUGUACCGUGGCAGAUCAGCGACACUGGGGGUUCCUUCUGUGGCAGAGACAAGCACACUGGUUCCAACUCUGGGUGUUUCCUAUGGUGAGCCAGAGGCCACAACUUCAUGGGACACCCAUCCUGUUCAGGCCAGCUCGCCUGCAUCCAGGGCAACCCUGACUGAUUCCCACAGCAAAUCAGACAGCUCACCUGCAAUGGUUACCAGUUCUGCAGAGGAAGUAGGUUUCGCGGGUUCUACUUGGACUGCCUCCCCUGCUGCACUGACAGCGGUGAACGCACUGAUAACAACUCCUGAGACUAAAUCAACCACCUUCACUACAGUUCUCACUGGCUCCACAAAUGGACAAGACACAACAGACUCAUGGGUCACACCUGAGAGAACUUCACCCGCUCCAGGGGGAGAAUACACUACCCUGGGCAACUCAAUUGCAAACAGCAACCAAACCGGGUGA